UUGCAACAGAAAGAUGGAGGCUGAAGAAAGUUGGGAUUUUUCUCUCGUUUUUUCCGAAAAAUUCAUCUCAGAAGAGGUAAAAGGCUAUGUUGUUGAUUGCCUAAAGCGGAAGAAUCUUGAAGUUCGUCAAGAAGUACACGAGGGUCAAACGUUGCUGAGCGUGAGGGCACCAUUCGAUGUUCUUGCUCAGAAGGCUGAGCAAUUAGGUUUUGAAAAAGAAAAAGCCGAUGGGUCUGGGACAUGGGAAUUUUCCCUGGAUCAGCUGGAUAAUUUUGCUGGCUCAGAGAAUAAAGAGACCUUUUUUACCCAAUCAGAAAGAGGAUUUCUUGUCCAUAGCUGCCUUGAUGCUGUUGAUUAUGACAAGAGCAAGUUUGUAUCACUUAAAGUUCAGCUAGGUGCAGAYGCUUUCCUUACUGGCCUUCUGCACUCCAAACCAGCCAUUCUUGAAGCAGCCUAUCCACUCCAUAACCCAGAGUCUCAAGCAAAGCUAUGGAAGAGAAUCAAGGCUAACAUAAUAACUUGUCCUCUACAAGAAAUAAGAGACUAUUUUGGUGAAGGAGUAGCUUUCUAUUUUGGCUGGAUGACAUGUUUUACAUGGAGUCUCUUACCAGUGGCUUUCAUGGGUAUAAUGCUGUAUUUCUUCAAGCCUAAAGAYGUUACAGUGGAUGAUAACCCCCUACUACCAUUUUAUGAAGUGCUAAUGGCAUUUUGGGCGAUUUCCUUUCUUGCAUACUGGAAAAGACAAGAAUCAGAGCUAUCUUAUAAAUGGAAUACAGUGAACGUUGAACACCUUGAAGAAAUCAGGCCAGAGUUUCAUGGGAAGGUGAUUAAAAGUCCCAUCACGGGGAAGCCUAUCAAGUAUUUUCCUCGGUGGAAGAGAUGGCUUCGAUAUGGACUCAGUUUCUUGCUUACGCUUCCUGUCUUGAGCAUUGCUGUUGGUGCCAUGUUAUGCUCACUUAACUUUAAUGGGUACAUAAGAGACAAAGAGAGUCCUGUUUAUUUUGAAGCCUUAUCACGUUUUGCACAACCAGGCCAUAUAUUUGCAGCAGAUAAUAAAUAUUAUGGAUGGAUGAUUCCAACUAUUGGCCAUUCAAUUGUUAUCAACUUACUAAAUACCUURUAUCGUACUGUGGCUCACUUCUGCACUAAUUUAGAAAAUCACAGGACAGAGAGAGAGUGGGACAAUUCACUGAUCACAAAACGUGUCCUGUUUGAAGUGUUUGACUGCUUCAUACCAUUGUUCUACAUAGCAUUCUAUCAAUUAAAUGUAGUGGCUCUGAGAAGGGAGUUGGUUGGAUUAUUUUGGGGUGAUGAGAUUCGUMGACUAGUCACAGAAUCACUUAUCCCGUAUGUAAAAGAGAAAACUCAUAUGUGGAAAACAAAACGUGACUAUGCAAAGACUAAAAAGGAUGGUGACAAAGAGGCUCYCUUAUCUACCCAGGCACAGCAAAAUAAGGUACUAGAGGAGUAUGACCAGUUUGAUGAUUACCUGGAAAUGGUUGUCCAGUUUGGGUAUGUGACUCUGUUUGCGUCAGCCUUCCCAUUAGCAGCAGCUGUCAGCAUUGUGUUUUUGUUUAUGGAAGCAAGAUCCGACCUUUUCAAGCUUGUUUAUGUAUACCAAAAACCACUUGUUAAAAGGGUGUCAAGUAUUGGAGUUUGGUACAAUGUGCUGUACUUGAUGAUGAUUCUUUCCAUGCUGACCAAUAGUCUUAUAGUAGGCUUCUCAUCAGAGCAGCUUGCUUCGUGGUGCCCUUGGAUGUACGAGACCAUCGAUGGCGACCAGUUUAUUAAACCAGGAUAUGGACGAUACGUUGUAGCCAUCGUCUUCAGCUGUGAACAUUUCUUGAUCUUGUGUGCCGUUCUUGCCAAAGUUCUAGUGUCAGACCGACCAAAAUGGGUACGUGUUGCGAUUGAAAGAAAAAACUAUCAGUUGGAAGAGGAACGAAGGACACUUGAGAAGUUGCAAAAACUACAGCUGGGCAAAGAAAUCUUGACGUUUGAUAUUAAGGAAGAAAAAGACUCUGGCGAAGGAGUCAUUAAACGGGAUUUCGAGGAAGAUAUGGAAUUUUGAUGGCUUUAACAAUUGAUAUUUCUACAAUUUUCCGACAGGUUUCUCAGAGUUUUGAUAUUUAUAUAUAAUAGCUUCUGGGGAAGAUGAGUAAACAUUUGUAUAACAGAAACACAGUCAGCGCCCGUCGUACAGAGGUAUUCUUAAUUUAAGUAGGUGUGAUCGGUUGGU
This is a messenger RNA of Exaiptasia diaphana, 2239 nucleotides long. RefSeq names its product anoctamin-10. Gene Ontology annotation, cellular component: plasma membrane. The transcript has 13 exons. The record is from RefSeq and is a predicted model, not a curated record. Gene Ontology annotation, molecular function: protein dimerization activity; chloride channel activity. Gene Ontology annotation, biological process: chloride transmembrane transport. Bases 14 to 2071 code for a protein of 685 amino acids. Lineage: Eukaryota; Metazoa; Cnidaria; Anthozoa; Actiniaria; Aiptasiidae.